CUCCAGAGAGCUAUAUAACGCCUAGAGAACAGUUGAUCGAUGACUCAGGUUUUUGGGUUGCUAUAUAAAGCUGUUUCCUUGGCUAACUCAUUCAGUAAACUGGAGAAAUGCAAGCUGUAUACAUCUUGGGCUUAGUCUGCUGCCUUGCCCUGAUGCAGGAAGCUCAAGCUGACGAGAAGAAUGUGCUUCCUGUGGGUCCGCCAGUAAAUCAGAGAAGUCUUCGUGAAGUAGGCUCCUUUGCCAGAGAAGGGAAGCCGGGAAGACCCGGAAGACCUGGGUUACCUGGCCGGCGAGGUAAGGCCAAACCAGGACAGCCAGGAAGUCCGGGAGGACCUGGAGGAGCAGGUGGAAGUGGAGGAACCGGCGGAGAUGGAGGAGCGGGUGGGGCUGGUGGGCGAGCCAUAAGAGGAGGAUCUUGGAGGACUGGAAUCUCAUUGGGUCAAAGGCGACCAGAACCAAGGUCUAACUAUUAUUUGUAUUAGAUUGAAAGAGGUAUUGCCAAUUUGCUCAUUUUUAAUAAGGAAAAGUUCCAGCCAUGUUUUAAAGCGGAGUGCAAUUAAAUAAAAAAAGAGAAAUAGCUACAAUACAAAUUACAAUUGUUAGAAAAUAAGCUGUGUAAAAUCUAAUUACUUUAACAAAUUUUCUGUACAUACUUAAAAAAAAUUCAACCAUAAACACGUGAGUUCUGCCAAGUAAACUUCAAGUUGCACAAACUGUAAAGAAAAAUUAGUUAUGAAGAAAAAACGGCGAGCCCAUUUACGGAUACACAAAUUAAAUAUUGUUCUGUGAUUGCCAACCA
Drosophila biarmipes is the source of this 799-nucleotide messenger RNA. RefSeq names its product cuticle collagen 14. The transcript is spliced from 3 exons. Lineage: Eukaryota; Metazoa; Arthropoda; Insecta; Diptera; Drosophilidae. The coding region runs from base 108 to 482 and encodes 124 amino acids. The record is from RefSeq and is a predicted model, not a curated record.